AUGACCAUCACCGCCCUCAUCCACGCCUAUCGCAAACCGGGCCUCUCAGUCGAUGAUUUUAAGAAGCACUACGAAGCACAUGUUGAUCUCCUUGAACGCCUGACCGCCGAUGAUUUCCCGCUCUCGCAUAAACGGACAUAUGUUGCUCGCAACUCCGUUGAGACUGCCCCCGAUGGAGCAUCCUCCCGCAAUGCCACAACUCCGGCAAUCUUGCUUGCCGGCCACCAGGCAGAUUUCGACUUUGACGCUUAUGCGGAAUUAAUAUUUGCGGACCAAAUUUCUCUUGCAGCCUUUGCAGCUAAGACUCAGACUCCGGAGGCGGCAGCCCAGAUUGCUGCAGAUGAGGAAAAGUUCCUUGAUCGCUCUAAGACUGGGAUUGUGAUGAUGGGGGAUGUGAUCGAAACCACGAAAUGA
Penicillium waksmanii is the source of this 414-nucleotide messenger RNA. RefSeq names its product EthD domain-containing protein. Bases 1 to 414 code for a protein of 137 amino acids. The record is from RefSeq and is a predicted model, not a curated record. Lineage: Eukaryota; Fungi; Ascomycota; Eurotiomycetes; Eurotiales; Aspergillaceae. Gene Ontology annotation, molecular function: oxidoreductase activity. The transcript has a single exon.